Molecule: messenger RNA, 27512 nt
Organism: Caenorhabditis auriculariae
Lineage: Eukaryota; Metazoa; Nematoda; Chromadorea; Rhabditida; Rhabditidae
Source: the annotation of a GenBank genome assembly
AUGCCCCGAUACGUCCGAUUCGCGUUACCAUGGUCCGAACGGUUGCAGCAGGUAGCUAAAAUUUUUGGCUCAAACUCUGACCCCCACCCCCCAUCCCCCGCUGAGCAAUCAAAAAUUGAAAUUCUUCGACCUAUUUUUUUAUUGGAGGUAUUGUGAACUGUGAAAAAACGUAUUAAUGAUCGGAAUUUGUGCGAUUUCGAGGAAAAAAUCGAUAUUUUUUUUAAAUCUUGAACAGUCGAUUUCUGUUUCAAAUCAUCCUGAACCGAUGAUUUGAAACAGAAAUUUAUUUAUUUAAAAAAAUGUUGCUAGGACAUUGGGAAAAUGUUUCUCAAUUAUAUGGUCACUAUACGAUUCAAAAUGAGUACUAGACGAUGGUCAUUACGGACGAAGCUUAACUUGCCGCCGAGAAGAGUUGAGAAUAAUUAAAAAGAGGCCGACGAGGCGAUUUUAUGUGACAGACAUGUCCGUGUGUGUGUUGAAAUUGCGUGUUGGCAACCCAAUUUUCUGGUCUCUUUUGUUGGAACAUUGGAAAGUACUUGAGUUGUCUGUUUGAGCUGAAGAAUGUGUGCUCCAAGGAUAAUUUUUAAUUUUUUUUCUCUCUUGUUUUUUGUCCGAAAUUUAGAGCUCUGAAGUUCAAUAAAAGUAGUUUUUUUCAAAUUUUUGCACCUUCUGAGGAAUUUCUCAGGGGUCCCUAUAGGCGUUUGUUGUUUUAAAGACCCCUAUAGGGGCAAAAUAGGGCCCUUUAUAAGGGUGAAACUCUUAGGGGUCCCUAUAGGGUAAUAGGGGCAGACUCCUAAGCUCCUAAAGCUUAAGGGUCCCUAUAGGGUUUCACUUUUUUUUUCCUUCCCUCAGCUCCUUUUUUUUCAAUUUUUUUUUGAAAUAUAUUCGAAUUUUUGACUUUUUGACUUUUUUGUUUGAUCUACCUUCGGAGGACUUGAACUAGAAACCACAAAAAAAAUUUUUUUUUUUUAGGGUUUUUUUCGUACUCUGUAUUCUUUGAAUCUCGGCCAUAUUAUCUUUUAAUAAAUUUUCUAGUUUUCGAUAAAAAUAGUUAUGAAGUUCGAAGAAAAUCGUUAGAAACCACAAAAAUAGGCCUGAAUGAGUCUUUGAGCCCUAAGUUUUCGAAAAAUCUGAAUUUUUGCAAUUUUGAGACUGUCAGAAUAUUCAACUGGUACGUCUGGCAAUUUUUCCGAAAAUUUGAAACUUCGAAGUAAAAUCACCUCUCAGAUGCUGUUGCUUCUUAUUCGCUUCGAAAUAUGAUAAAUAAAAAAAGAACAGAAAAAUUAUUGGUUUUACAGGAUGGAGGGCACCUCCAACGGCCAAAGGCCGUACAUCCGGCUGACCUCCCAGCUUCGGAAUGCGACGAGGAACGCCGGCGGCGAAGUUCGUUUCCGAUGCGAGGCCCUUGGAACGCCGCCCCUGCGUUUUAUGUUUGUUUUUUUUCGAGAAUUUCUUUUCCUUAUUUUUGAAGGCUUGAUCAAAUGAAAAUGAGAUUGGAGAGGCUAAUGCCAUUUUCUAAAUCUUUCAUCAACUUCAAAGCGGUCUUUUUGAACUUUUACAAUACUGGGAAGAUUUUUGGUGGCCACUAUAGAGACUCGCCAAGGACUAUUUGGAGAGGACACUAAAGUGACCACUAAACUCACCUCUAUAGUGGCCACUAUUUUCCGUUUUAGUGGCCACUUCAGUAGAAAUUCAUCCAGUAUUCCUUCCAGUAACUCUGAUCCAUUGACCCCUAAAGUGGCCACUAAUUUGACUACUAUACUGGCCACUUAAACGUCUAAACCCUCUAGUGGCCACUAAAAGUUUUCUCAACAUUUUCUAAAAUGUGUCGCCAACUUUAAAGCGGUCUUUUUGGACUUUUACAGUGUAUUCUUUCUUCUAGAAAAGGAAAAUUACCUAAAAAUUGAAGAGAAAAUAAUUUGGCUUGUUAAAAAUGAGGUUUGAAUUAUUGAUGCUGAAUUUUAAAGCUUUUCAUCGAGUUUUUUUUUGAAUAAGUGUCUUCUUCCGAUUACCUUCUAGUUAAAAAAAGGAAAAUGUCUGAAUUCGCACCGAAGCGAAUUUUUUUGCAGAAAAAGUCGCUCUAUGGCCAAUAAUUAUAGUUUUUUUAUAGUUUUUUUAAAGUCUUUUUCUUUUUUUCUCUAAUUCUAGCGACUUUUUUUAAGCUGAAAAAAAUUUUACCAAUUGAAGUUCUUGGUGAAAAAUUUUUAUUAAAUUUCUGGAUAGAAACCAUCAACUUCAGGUGGCUGAAAAAAACAACGCGCCGGUGGAAAAGUCGAAGCGGGUCCGGGUUCGGGAGAAGGAGACGUCUUCAAGACUGGUCAUCUCCCAUCUGGACGUCCUCGACAGCGGCUAUUACCAGUGCGUCGUCUCCAACACAGCCGCUUCGGUUAACACGACCAGCGUUCUUCGGGUACCUUUUUCUUCUUUUUUUUUCAGUUUCUUUUUUUGUAACUUUCAUUUUUCGCUUUGACCAACAUCCCUUUCGCUAGCGCUUCCAUGAUUUUCCUAUAUAUGCUCCUUUGAAUCGCUUAGUUAAUACUGAAUGGACUUCCGUCAGCUUUUGCCUAAAUUGAGAAUAAUAGAAGCUUUUCUGAGUUUUCAUAGGUGUUUUUUUUUUCUCAAAAUUUUUCAUUUUGGCUCCUUUGAAUCCCUCAGUGACAUGUGUAUGGACUAUGGUCAGCUUUAGCCGGAAUCUAAAAGCACAGAAGCUUUCAUUGAACAAUUAUCUUUUCGCGACGAAAUUCUCAAGCUUUUCUUAACCAUGCUCCUUUAAAAACACCCUAGUGAAAAGACUAUGGUCAUCUUUCGCCUAAAUUGAGCUUUCAUGAAAGUUUUCCAUAACUUUUUUAGCUCUGGACUUUUAAAUUCCUUAGCUACUGGUGAAUGGACUAUGACCAGCCUUCGUCCCCUUUUUUCGCGUCGAAAUUUUUGUGAUUUUCCUAUCCAUGCUCCUUUAAAAACUUCAAAAGAAUAUGGUCAUUUUUUGCCGAAAUUGAAAAUUUUCAUGAGACUUUUUUUCCCAAAAGUUCUUUUAUCUCUGUCCCUUUAAACCUAUCAGUGACUGUGAUGAGACUAUAGCCAUCUUCGGCCUCCAUUUUUUUUUUCGCAACAAAAUUUUCAUGAUUUUUCGAUCUCUGCUCCUUUAAAAACACCCCAGCGAUUGACGAAAAGGCUAUGGUCAGCUUUGGCCCAUACUUUGAAUAAUAUAAACUUUCUUUUCGCCACGAAACUCUCAAGCUUUUCCGAUCUCUGCUCCUUUAAAAACACCCUAGCGUCUGACGAAAAGACUAUGGUCAGCUUUGACCCAUACUUUGAAGAAUAGAAAUUCUCUUUUCGCAACGAAAUUCUCGAGCUUUUCCGAUCUAUGCUCCUUUAAAAACACACUAGUGACUGGCGAAAAGACUAUGGUCAGCUUUCGCCCAAAUUGCGGAAACGAAUACCAAUCGGAAUUUGGCGCGGGGGUGAGUCAGCUCAUUAGAGGAAGAGAAGCUCUCCGGAAGGUCCAUCGCGUUUGAUUCGAGCCCUGUGUCCUAAAAAGGGAAGUCCACCAACGGCUAUUUCUCCCUCCCGAAUAUUGGCCACCACUAUCGCCGUCGCGCAUCUUUCCCCAUGUUUCGCAAUUGUUUCUUCUUUUUUUUUUGGUCCCUCCAUCGUCGCUCGUUAUUUAUGACUCGUUGGCAACAAAUUGCGAGGGAUUUUUGAUGGGAAAAGUUUCUGAACUUCUAUUUAUAGGCAAAAUCGGAAAGGGUGGAAAAAAGGCUCCAUAAAGGCUCCUUUUUGCUGCCUUUUUGCACCAUUUCAUCGGCUUUUAUGCACCAUUUUUGCAGCCUCUCCCUUUUUCCAGCAUUUCUUGACCCUCAAAAAUCCCAGAAAAAUGGAAGGCUUGAUAAAGGGACCCUUUUUGCUACCUUUUUGCUGCAUUUUUCCAGCCUUUUUGCAGCCUUUUUUGAGCCUCUCCCUUUCAGCGACCAUUAUCCACCAUUCAAUCUUUGCCCGAGUUUUUAGGGUCUGUAGUGAGAGAAGUUGCGAGUUUUAAAAUGAAAGCUUUGUGAAAAAAUUGGGAUUUUUCUGUUAUGUAUCUCACAAAGAUAAAUAGUUGGGGAAUUUUUUUAUGGAAUUUUUUUUUCUGAUAUUUCUUUUAAAAACGACUUUUUUUUUCAAGCUACCGGAAAAAUCUUGAGCUAUGACGUAUGAAUCAAAUUGAUCUACACCGAAAAAACAAUUUGCAGCAAUAGCAACAAGCUUAUAUCCGUGCGAGAAGUUCACGUAGUUUUAAUUUUUGGUCUGAAACGUAUUCAAUGUCGUAAAUGAAGCCUUUAUCGCAUUAUUAGUGGGUUUGAAGGUAUUUAUUAUUCUUGAUGCUAAAUUAGAAUUUUUUUUAAUGAUAAGGUAUCGGCGAUUAGAGUGUAGUUUAGUCGUAAAAAAUCAAAUUUCAUCAAAAUUUUCGGAUUUCGGAAAUUUUGGCUAAGUCAGGAAUGUUUUGAAAUUCAAUUUUCGAACAAAUAUGAUUCGAAAUAAUGUUUGAAAUCAAUAAUUGUCUGAAAUAUCGAGAAAUGGACGUUUUCUGUGAAAUUUCGUCGCUUAUAACCCAGAAUUAAAUCAAUUGAAUCAAAGAAAUUUGACUCCUAUUAAGCUUUCUAGGUCAUUAACCAUCAAAAUGGAUAAUGGCCGCUAAAUGGCUCAAAAAAGGCCGCAGAAAGGUAGCAAAAAGGGUCCCUUUAUCGAGCCUUCCAUUUUUUCUGUGAUUUUAAAGGCUAGAGAAAUGGUGAAAAAGGUAGAGGCAGCAAAAAUGGUGCAUAAUAGUCCAUGAAAUGGCGCAAAAAGGCAGCAAAAAAAAGGAGCCCUUUUUCCGACUUUUCCUAUGUAUAGUUAAUGCAAAAAAUAGCCAAAAAUGGUUAAAUGUAGCUAGAGGAAAGGAAGAAAAGCUUCAUGGUCCCUUUUGUCAAAAAACAAAAAAUUGGGUUAGUUUUCGACGAGUACGACCUAUCAGCAGAUUGAAUAUGUUGAGGAUUUGCGGGUGGUGUCGCGGCGGUGUCCCGCCCGUGAUGGAUGCGUUUGGGUGGCCGACCGGCCGGCCAGACCCUCCGGUUUCUUGUGCCAAAACCUCGUCUUUGUCAGUCCCUUCACUGCACAACCCGCACCCUCUUUUUGUUCUUCCGUUGACUUUUCUUUUUUGGAUUUCGUUCAAAACUUCUUCAUUUAAAAGUGUUCUACUGGUGAUUUGGGUUUUUAUAAUCACACUACCUAGGCAAAGUCGGAAGAGACUCCUUUUUGCUGCCUUUUUGCGCCAUUUCAUCGGCUUUUAUGCACCAUUUUUGCUGCCUCUCCCUUUUUCCACCAUUUCUUGAGCCCUUUAAAAACCCCGGAAAAACUUAAGGCUUGAUAAAGGGACCCUUUUUGCAACCUUUUUCCGGCCUUUUUGCUGCCUUUUUGAGCCUCUCCCUUUUAGCAACAAUUAUACGACGUUCCGAUAUUUUAGCUUCCGAAUCCUUCUUUUAAAAGUUUAAAAAUAGUUCAUAAAUGAAUUUUUCCUUCUAACUUCCAUUCUCGGUGUAUACUCCGUGGUUUUUAUUCUUAAGGAAAAAGGCUCAAAUCGUGCGUCAUAAAUAUGGACACUUUUUUUGCUAUUGUAAAUUUGCUAUUGUUCGAGCGAAUUUUUAAGCGAAAAAAAUAUUGAAUUGACUCAUAAAUCGUAAUACCUUCAAGUUUCAACCUUUUUUUUUGCGUAUUUUCCAACUUUUCAGUAUGUUAAAUGUCUAAUUUUUAACAUGUUGAAAAUUAAUUUUUUUUUUCCCCUACUCUUUUGCCUUCAAUUUCUUGUACAUUUUCGUCGUUAUUAGUGUCGAAAUAUCUAUUUCCUAUCAACCAUAAUAAUCCUCUGCUAAACUUGCCCAUAUCAUAUUUGCCGUGCCAUGAGUCGACCGGCUUGACCUCACCAAAAAGAAUAAUCCCGCCUUGUCGCUUUCUGGCGAACCCCCCGUUCUUUUGUCGCGCACUUUUUUGUCUGGUAUAUUCGACGAGCCAUUUGAUACCUCCUCCCCUUCCACGCGCCUCACUUUUUUUUUCCCUUUUCUGACCAGCGUACUUUUUUUUCUUGCAAGUGUGGCCAGCUGCGCGCCGUUUUUUGGAAAGUUGCGUAGGCUCUAGGAGGUUUGAACCUUUUUUUUUUAAUUGUUGCAGAAAAUGUGAAGGAAAGUUGGAAUAGGCUUCAUAGAAAUGUAACUUUUAGGGUGAAAAAGGCUCCUUGAAAGCUGAUUUUUUUAAAAUCCAGAUCUAUAGGCAAAGCGGGAAAGAGUGGAAAAAGGCUUCAUAGAAAUGUUCCUUGUUUGCUGCCUUUUCAGGCCAUUUCAUCGGCUUUUAUGAACCAUUUUUGCUGCUUCUCCCUUUUUCUACCAUUUCUUGAGCUUUUAAAAAUCCAGAAAAAAUGGAAGGCUCGAUAAAGGGACCCUUUUUGCUACCUUUCUGCGACCUUUUUUGAGCCUCUCCCUUUUAGAAGCCAUUAUCCGAAAUUGCCCCUUGGCCCGAGCGGAAAGUAUGGAUUUUUAUAAUGAGGAAAACUUGAGGUUACGAUUGAGUAGAAGAAUUUAUCGAUUCAUUCAAAAAAUCGAGAAUUUUCGGUUCAUUUUUUCGAAUUUAUUUGGAAUUUUGAGCCGUUCCCUGUUGAAGUUUGUGUAGUAUAAAAUGAAGAUUUCGUGAAAAAAAUUGAUUUCUUUUUGAAAAAUUUUUCUUUUUUUGUUUCAUUAUAAAUCUUUAUAGACCUUCCAGAAGUUGUAAAAAAAGGUUUUAAUAGAAAAUAAUCGAUUCCGGUGUAAGUUUUGAAUUUCACUCUUGUGAUGUUCGAAUUCCUGAUUUAUUAUUUUUCGAUUUUUCCAGCAAACUCUAGAAUUUUUUUCUGUUUGUUGGUCAUUAAUUUUUCUCGAUUUUACUCUUUUUUUACUAUCAUUGGGUACGAAAUUCUCAUUUAUUUUAUUUUCUUUUUGGAGAUUGUCUUUCGUUUUUUUCUCCAACAGACCUCCGAAGAUUCCCUGCGAAUUUCUAAUUAAUUUUUUCCAAGCUUUUUCCAUCCCCAACACGUUUUGAUUAGCUGUAAAAUCGAUGAAGAGCGGAAAGCAAAUCACUCUUUUUCGGAGCAAAACUCGUAAAAUGCGGACGCGUCUGCGCCUUUUGAUAUAUGGCUGAUAAGACGGGAGGGUGGACACGGCGUCGCCUGACCUUUGUGCAAUUUUUCUUCCCCGGCUCUUUUCCACGUUUUUUCUUCUUUUGUGUGUCUGUUGCGAAGAAGUUUGGCUAACUAUUUUCCUUUUUACGACGAAAUUUUGGAUUUUGGCUUGAAAAAUGACCGGUUUUAAUGAUUAUAGGCUUCUGAAAAAAUAUAUGGACCGCGAAAAGCAACAUUUUUCGUUUUUAUGACUAUCUUAAUGGCGAAUAGUUCAGAUUUUCAGUUAUUAAGAUCGAAAUUCCUCAAAAAUGAGCCGAAAUUCAUUUUUUUUAGCUUGGAAAAUGACCGUUUUUAAUGGUCAUAGUCUUUUUCCAAUGUAUAUAUUGCCCCGAAAAGCGAUUUUUUUACCCUUUUUUUAAAAAAAUUUUUAAAAAAAUGUUAGAAGCUUAGAUUAUAAAUUUUUUUAUUUCCAUUAUCAUUUUUUUCAAAUGACAAAUGGUCCCUUGAAAAUGAGCCGAAAUCCAUAUUUUGGCCUAAAAAAUGACCGAUUUUCGAGGAUUCUGGUCUUUUCCAAAUGCAUCUAGAGCCAGAAAAAGCAACAUAUUACGGUUUUAUGAAUGUAACAGAUGGGAAUAGUUUGGAUUUUCAGUUUUUAAAAUGAAAAUUCCUUGAAAAAGAGCCAAAAUCCAUGUUUGAGCUUGAAAAAUGACCGAUUUUCGAUGAUUUUAGGCUUCUCCAAAUGUAUAUUAAGACCGGAAAAGCAGCAUUUUACGUUGUUAUGACUGUUAGAAUGGCGAAAAAUCCAGAUUUUUAUUUUAUUUUUUCCAAUUUCUUGUCUCAAAGUUCCAUUUUCACUACAAAAUUUCCUUGAAAAAUGAGCCAAAAUCGAUAUUUUAUACUGAAAAAUGGCCGACUUUUAAUGAUUAUAGUCUUUUCUACUUGUAUAUUAAGCCCGGAAAAGCGGCAUUUUACGGUGUUAUGAAUGUUACAAAGGCAGAUAGUUUGGGGGUCUCUCGAAUUUCCAAACAUUUGGAGGUCGUUUUGGUGGGGCCGCCGCGCAAUUUGCAUGCAUAUGAGAGUUGAUGGGCAGCUGGAAAUAGCCUCGUUUCGUUUUGUUUCACUUCGUUUUUCUGUUUUUUUAGUUUUUGGCUCAAAAAGUUUAGAUCUACUGAUAGAUUUUCCAAUUUUCAAAUGGUCCUCAAAAAACCUAAAAAUCAGUCAGUUUCAAGGUUAAUUUGAAACUCAACGUUUUUCUAUUGAAAUUUGUUGAAGUUUAUCAAAGCCCUGAAUGACGUCAUCGCCUUAAAAGUGGCCACUUAAGUUUACUUACUAGUAUGUUACGUUCAAAGUGACCUCUCAAGUGUAGUUCUAGAACGAUUUCCAGCCAAAAUGAAAGGAUCUUUACUGUUGUAGUUACCACUGGACAACAUCGAACUGAAGUGUUCCUAGCCACUUAAGUGAUCACUUCGUUUUUUCGUUUCUCAAAUGGUCCUGAAAAAUAGGAAUCAGUCAGCUUCAAGGUUCAACUAAAAACUGAAAAAAGAGCCAUUUUUUCGAAAAAUCGGAACUUCUCAAUGAAGCUGCAAUGACGUCAUCAGUAGGGCUCAAGUGACCGCUUAAGUUUACUAAUAGUACGUUAUCCCUAAAGCGGCCACUACAGCAGAUCCAAAGACUCCUACUAUCUCAUGUAUGGUUUGUCUUGCCCAACUGUCGUGAUCUCAUGGAGCCAUCUAAGUCAUAAGCCACUUAAGGGACCACUACAGCAUAUCCAAAGACUCCUAAUAUCCCAUGUAUGGUCUGUCUUGCCCAACUGUUGUGAUCUCCUGAAACCACCUAACUCAAAAGCCCCUUAAGUGACCACUUCGCCAGAUUCGAACACUCCUACCAUCCCAUGUAUGGUCUGCCUAUCUGUCUUGAUCUCAUGAAACCAUCUAACUAAAAAGCAACUUAAGUGGCCACUUCACCAGAUUCGAACACCUCUACUAUCCCAUAUAUGGUCUGUCCUCUCUGUAGUCUGUUCAGAUUUUUAAUGUCAAGUGCAAUGACGUCAUUCAAAAACACUCUGUGGAUGGCUCGCUUUCUGAUUGGUUUAUUGCACCAUUAUGGGCGGAGCUUGAGCGACGACUUGACAUUCAAAAUCUGAAAAGACUAUAUCUGUCUUGAUCUCAUGGAACCAUUCAACUCAAAAGAUCCGAUGUCACUUGAGUGACCACUUCCCUAGAUUCGAACACUCCUACUAUCCCAUGUAUGGUCUGUCUUGUCCAACUGUCUUGAUCUCAUCAAUGUUAAUGGAUUAGCUGUUUUGAAGAAAGGAAAAGAUGAGAGGCAGAUAUGUCCCGGGAUAAAUGUAUUUGGUUAUUAAUGAGAAGAUUUGUUGGUAGAAUGGAGAAGGGAGGUUGGUGGAGAGAAGACGCUGCUGUUGGCAGAUGCAUCAUCACUCAACGUCGGGAGCCGCCUCGACCCAUCCCCCUCUCGUUUCCCGACGCUAUUUCGUCGGCUCUCGCCAUAUCUCCAAGCAGAGCCUAUCAGUUCCGAAGACGUCGUCCCGGCUCUCCGACGGCCUCCAGAUGUACACGUCCUUCCUUUUUUUGGCUUGGAUUUUUUUGGAGUAUGGCUAGGUCUUCGUUUUUGGAUUUGGCUGAGAUGAAUUGAACUGUUUGUUUUCAAGGUUUUCUUGAUUUUGAGUUCUUUCCAGAUGCCUUAUUGGUAUUUUCUUGGGUUUUUUGGACUUGGCUUAGUUUGGAGCACGACUAGGUCUUCAUUUUUGACUUGGGUUCAACUCUAGAUGGCUCUAAACUGUCUUUUUCUAAAGUUUACUCGAUUUUGAGUACUGUCAGGUGCCUUAUUUGGUUAUUUUGUUGCAUUUUUCGAACUUUUCUCAGUUUAGAGCACGACUAGGUCUUCAUUUCGGACUUCGGAUCAAAAGUCCAUUUUUGGCGUUUCUAGAUACCUUAUUUUCUUGAUUUUCUGACUUCAAGCAUCGCUAAAUCAUAGAGUUUGCUUCAAAUUUUGAAAUUGCCUUUUUGGCUCCUUUCCAAAAAACAAUGCGAGGUGAUAAAAAUGACGUGUUGCCUUAUCGGUAGAGCAAAUUUUCCCUCUAAAAAGAAGAUUUUGAUAUACUUCUCCCGAUUUUAUUAAUAAAUCCUGGUCUGUACCUUGUCAACGAGAACCGCACACGCUCCGGGCGAUUCUGAGCAUUUUUAGUGACCACUUUAGCGGCGUCGAGUGGUCCCUAGAGUUGUUCAGAUACUUUCGGUUUCAGGCCCGAUACUUCGGACAUUUGUAACGCGAAACGGACGUUUCUGGGCGAUUCUAGGGAUCACUUAAGACUCCGGAGGCUACUAAAGUGGUCACUAGAAAUUCCCCGACAAGUCCUCUUCGCGUCACCAAGGUCCGAGAGGUUUCUCUAAAAAGAAAAGUACUCAAUGGAGCGCACUUUCCCUUUAUCAAACCCGAAAAAAUCGACCUCGAAGCUUCGAAUGAAGCUGAAAUCGAGAAUAAACUGCCGCCGCCACUAUCACCACGGCAGUGAUCAGUCAAACGGGAGCAGAGCGGGGCGAAUAAAAUGAAUCGAGCCGUCAAACCGCAAAGGAUCUGCCGCGUUUGAUCUGCACCGCCACUCGAGAAUCACCAUCGAGCAUCGACUGUCUCGAGAUUACUCACGUAGCGGCGCGGCUAUCAUGUUUGAACUUGAAAAAGGCCCAUUUUUUCGAAAUUUGAAUUUUUGAAAAAGUAAGUGGUCUAUUGUGAGAGCAUAGUUACCGAUUUCCGAUUGAAACUGAAUUUAUUUUUGAAAGUGUGUCAUUUUUGAGUUCUGAUAAGAAUAAGAAGCUGAGAAAACUUUCAGCGGCCACUUAAGAGGCUCGCCAAGGACUAAUUGGAGAGAACAUCAAAGUGGCCACAAAACCCACCUCUAUAGUGGCCACUAUUUUCCGUUUUAGUGGCCACUAUAGGGAUUCUUUAUUCAGUGGCCACUUCAGUAGUUUUUCAUCCAGUAUUCCUACCAGUAACUCUGAUAAUAUUAAAACAAACAUAUUGGACCAGUUAUGUUGAUCCAUUGACCCCUAAAGUGGCCACUAAAAUUUUUAAUGGUCUAGUAGUAGCACUUAGACCUCUAUAGUGCUAACUGAUUUUAAACCCCUUAAGUGGCCACUCAUUUGACUACUAUAAUGGCCACUAAAGCGUCAAAACCCUAUAGUGACCUCUAAAAAUUUUCCCGUUGAGGCUUUUUUUGUUUUUGAAAAUCAGUCUUCGUCUCUCGUUUUUUGUUUAAAAAUCCCAGAAUCCGAGCUUCUUUUCAUGAUCUUUUGGAGAAAAAUGGUGUUGAGAAAUGUAAUUUUUCGGAUCUGAUCUCAAAAAUUUACAUAUGACGAUCAAUUUUUUCGAUAAAGUUCACCUCUUUCCCGGAUCGUCCAACUUUGGACGGGGGCAGAGCCUUUCAAACACCUUUUUAGCAUUUUUUGAGGACGGAUUCGGAUUCAGCGGGAAAAAUAAGUAUAGGGAACUGCUUUAGACCAUUUUUGGGGAGAUCAAAAAUUUUGUAACGCCGUCAACUUGACUAUCGAUUCUGGAGGAAUUUUCUGUUUUUUUGAAAUUUUUCAAAGUUCCUGGUGUUUUUCACAUUGCCCGAGUUCAUAUUCCUGACUAGAAAACCCAUUUUCGAACGCCUUGACUACGGUGACCGUGUCGGAGGGCUCCCGCCUGGACGACCGCCCUCUCAUUCGCGCCUCUCGCGACCUCGUCAGUUUGUAAAUCGUAAAAUGACCGCUGAACGUCUGGUGGUGGCGUUGAAAAGACCUCGUCGAGCGUCUUUUUCCAAGGUUUCUGGCUUGAAAAACGUUUUUUUAAGGGUUCUAGGACUUGUGGAAGCUUCAAAUAGGAUACUUUUCACCUUUUUUUUCUUUUUUUGCGCGAAAAUCUUGAUCUUAACCUUUUGGUUAGGGCUUCGAAAAAUUGAGCUGGGGUUGAAUUUUUAAAACCUUCUCUAUCUAGAAAUCAAUAGUUUUCAAAAAUACCAAAAAUAUACUCGAUUUUUAUUUUUCUAUUUUUGAAUUUUUUUUUCGACAUUUUUUUACUCAUAUCUCGACUAUUGUACUUAAGAAAAAAGGAAUUUAAAUUUUUUUUCUUCCCGAAAACUUUUAUGAUGAGUAUAGUAACAAUAUUCCCAGCCAUAAAUUCCGCAUCGAAACGUUCGAUUUCUCACCUUAAUUUCGGUUCGUGGCCACAUUAACACGGCCAUUUGCCCUUCCUUCGUCCCAUCGUCUCUUUUUUUGUCUUGUUGGUUUUACCAUUUGCCCUUUUAUGCCCAUCUUUUGAAUUUGAAAUUUUUAAGAAAAUGUGGGUUUUUUGGAUUUUUUUUGUUAGGAACGAUAGGUUCGCAGUUUCUGGAAAUUUUGAAAUAGUUUGUUAUUUACAAUAUUUUACUCCUCGUUAUUUUUGGGAAGUGACCAUCUAAACUGCGUAGAAAUCUGUGAUUCGAAAGAAAAUUAUCGAAACUUUGUAGUUUAGAGAGUGUAGAAAAAAAAGGAGACAACCAUACGGAGAGAGCAAAUUUAACGUGUCUGCGUUUCUGUUUCUACACAGUCUGUAGUUUUUUUUUCCACACUGACUUUUUUUUAUAAAAUUUUUGCAUGGAUUUCUUGCAAUGUAAAAGAAGUUAGAUAUAAUUAAAAACGAAGAGAAAGUGAGACACAAAGAAAAAAUGUUUUUGUCGGAUGUCUCCUUUUUUACACACUCUCUAGCUUCUUCGACGGAAAUUAGCUAAAAAAUUUUUUUCAUAGGCUUUUUUCAAACUUGCUGUGAAAAUUUUUAGUGGCCCCUAUAGAGGCUUCCUAAGGACUAUUUGAAGAGGACACUAAAGUGGACACUAUUUUCCGUUUUAGUGGCCACUUCAGUAAUUUUUUUUUAUCUAGUAUUCCUUCCUGUAACUUUGAUAAUUUCAAAACAAACAGAUUAUGUUGAUCCAUUGACCCCUAAAGUGGCCACUAAAACUUUUAGUGGUCUUGUAGUGGCACUUAGACCUCUAUAGUGGCCACUAAUUUUCAACCCCUUGAGUGCCCCUAAUUUGACUACUAUAGUGGCCACUUAAACGUCAAAACCCUAUAGUGACCCCUAAAAAUUUUCCGUUAUGUCUUUUUUGCAUCCUCUAGCUUCUUCUACGGAAAAUAGCUCUUCUUUCGAUUUCAUGAGCUUUUAAAAAAGUCAUAAUAUUCACUGCAAAAAAAUACUUCCCAAGCCUUUUUCCCCCAUAUUUCUUGGGCUCAUUUGUCGGCCAGCUGUCACGAUAAACCAAACGGGACACGCUUAAUUGGGUAACAAUGAAUCACGGUUCGGAAAUUGCGGCGACGCAGUAUUUUUUUUCGUGUUGCUUGCCGGAGGAUGGGCCCGAAAUUCGCCCUCCGUCGGUUGGUUCCUUCUCGGCCGCCCUUUGAAAUGAAUUAUGGGGCUGGCCGGUAGUGCAACAAUUGUUGCCGAGGCUCAUUCGACACGUCUUUUUUCUCGAUUUUCAUUUGAUGUUCUCAAACGUUUUUUGUUACUGGGCCACUGUAGGGUUUUGACGUUUUGGUGGCCACUAUAGUAGUCAAAUUAGUGGCGACUUAAGGGGUUAAAAGUUAGGGGCCACUAUAGAGGUCUAAGGGCUAAUACUAGAAAACUAAAAAGUUUUAGUGGCCCCUUUAGGGGUCAAUGGAUCAACAUAACUGGUCCAAUCUUUUUGUUAUAAAGUUAUCAGAGUUAUUGGAAGAAAUACUGGAUGAAAAACUACUGAGGUGGCCACUAAAUAGAGAUCCUCUAUUGUGGUCACUAAAACGGAAAAUAGUGGCCACUAUAGAGGUGGGUUUAGUAGCCACUUUAGUGUUCUCUCCAAUUAGUCCUUGGCGAGCCCCUAUAGUGGCCAUUAAAAAUUUUCCCAGUAUAGCUUUUUUGCUAGCAUUUAUCAUAGCCUGACUUCUUUUUUGUCGAUUUUGUCUGGGAUUUAUCAGUUUUUUCAAACUUUCAACCGAAAUUUUCCCUAUUUUGUUCCGAUUUGAUCUUUUUCUUAUUUUCAUUUUUCCAGGUCAACCAUGCACCUCCAGAAACUGUGAAAGGACGGAAAUCAGGUGGAAAAUCGAAUUCGUUUGACGAUUACGAGGACUACGAGGUGGGUAUCUUGAUUUAGCUAAACGGAAUAAUUCAAAAAAAAAUUUUUUUGUGUAUUUUUCAAAAAAAUAUUUAUAAAAAAAAUUUUUUUUGAAAAAAAUGAGAGGCCCCUAUAGGGUCCCCUUGAGCUUCAGGGGCUGUGAGAACAGACCCUAGGCUUCUUUAAGGGCCACCUUAAUUUUACCCCUUUAGGGAUCACUUUUUCGGCCCCUAUAGGUGUUGUUUUCGCCCCUAACCCCUAUAGGGACCACUCCGGAAUUUCUACGAGUACAUUUGAUGUAAUGGAGAAACUUAAGCUGAUGGACCGAGGCCGGUUACCCGAUGAAGAGGACGCGGAAAUGUUCCGCGUUCCGGACGACGCCGCCGGCGCCCACUACGCCCCCGUCGGCGUCACCGAACGAUGGCUCGACGGCGUCAAAGUUUGUCAAGAACACCGGGACGUCUUUAAAAUGCGAACGUUUGCAGUACCGCGUCGGCGACUGCGUCCAGUACCGCGGCGAGGCCUGCCGCUCAUUCUUGAACAACCGAUUUGUGAUGAUGACCAAUGAGAGCCGGGAAGAGAUGUAUGACAUCGGUGAGCGAAAUUUUGAAGAUUUUUGAGUUUGAACUCUGGAAAACUAUCUUUUUGACACGAAAAAACUUUAGUGGCCACUUAAGAGGCUUCUCAAGGACAUUGGUAACGCGAAACCGUGCUCCGGACGUUUCUGGGCGAUUCUAGAUUUCACUUAAGAGUUGGGAGGCUAUUAAAAUGGUCACUAGAAAUGCCCCGACACGUCAACUUACUGACCUGUCUGCGCUCUCUUUUCCGUCUCUGAAGAGGCGAGAGAGCGCUAGAAAAAAGAGGGCGCAGAGAACAGGAACUGUGAAAAUUUUAAGUGGCCACUAUAGAGGCUCGCCAAGGACUACUUGGAGAGGACACUAAAGUGGCCACUAUACCCACCUCUAUAGUGGCCACUAUUUUCCGUUUAGUGGCCACAUCAGUAGUUUUUCAUCCAGUAUUCCUCCCAGUAACUCUUAUAAUUUCAAAACGCACAGAUUGUACCAGUUAUGUUGAUCCAUUGACCCCUAAAGUGGCCUCUAGAAUUUUUAGUGGUCUAGUAAUAGUACUUAUACCCAUAUAGUGGCAACUGAUUUUUACCCCUUGUGGCCACUAAUUUGACUACUAUGGUGGCCACUAAAACGUCAAACCCUAUAGUGACCACUAAAGAUCUUCACAGAAAUAGGAAUUUUCUCAUUUUCAGACCGGAAUCUUCGCGCAGCGAUGCUCUUCAUCAAUUCGGCGCCGACGAUAUCGCAAAAAUGUCGGCAAAUCUCGCAGGCCGUCGCCUGCCACCACAUGUACAAGAUUUGCGACGGCGGGGCGGGCAGCUCGAAAAUCGUCGCGAUCUGCAAAGACGACUGCGAGACGAUUCAGGUGAGCGAUGUCGCAGGAAAAACCAGUGGAAAAAUGAAGAAAAGCAGAUUUUUGAGAAAAAGAUGGUGAAGAACUAUAAUUCUUGAAAGGCUCAAAAGAUCGUAGAAAGGCUCAGUAAUGGUCGAAAAAAAUGACACGAAACUUGAAGAAUAUGGGAAAUAUUUCAAAUAUAUAUUUUUUGAAAAUCGAUUUUUUUCCUCUCAUUUUUUUCUGGUGAAAAAAAGGAUUUUUUUAACAGUCUAAAAAAAUAUAACAAAAAAAAUAACAAAGUGGGCUAUUUUUUUGAACGCUGAAGUCGCAGUGAAUGUAUUUUUUCGAAGUUAUUUUUUUCAAAUUUUUCCUGCAAAUCAUAGGAAAGAGGCAAGUCAGGACCUUGAAAAAUAGUUUUUUUUUUACAAAAUUAUAUUUUUUGAGGCUCUCAUUAGAUUUUUUUAGUUUUUCCUCCAGAAGAUGCUUCAAACUGGUCCGAAAUCGGAUCUAUUAACAAAAAUUCAUAAAAAGUGAAAAAAUGAGGUUUUUUAGCAGUACAUGCAUAUAGGUUUUUAUAAAAUUAUUCCUGUAUUUAAAUUUUUGGUAUUUAAGCUGCGAGAAGAUCCGACUGGAGAUUUUACAAUGAAUCAUGAAAUUUGAAGGAUCAAGAUAUUUUCAAGAAAAUGGUUCUGAAGCCAUAAUUUCUUUGAGAAGUUUUAAUAAUGAAAAAAGUAUGAUCAAAACAGUUUUUUCGAUUUUUGAAGGCUUCUUUUAAAGAAAUCAGCAAAUUUAAUUUUGCCGGUACUUUUUUUCCUUUUUACUGAGUUUAUUGAAAAUGUUCCCUUUUAUCUUCAUCGAGCAUCUUGGUUUGAUGGAUUUUUCGAGAUACGAUCGGCGUCUUUUUGAACCAAAAUGUUCUUUUUUUGAAGACGGAAAGAAAAAAAUGAAAUUUCUUUUUUUGACUAACUUUGAGCGCUCGUCCAAAAAUUUUUGACCUCCUAGAUCAUGUUCGAAGAUUUUUCCCCGCAUUUUUUUCCCUUUUUUCGAAUUUUUUUCUCAUCUAUUUUAAUUAUAUGUGUUUUUUUAGUUUUUAUUUUGCUUCGUCUUUUUUUCAAAUAUUGAGGUUGCUUAUGAAAUAAUUCCAGAAUACAAAAAGUAAAAAAAAAAUAUUUUUUUUUGUUAUUUUGAUACUGCGAGGAUUACGUAUACAACCCAUCCUAUUGGAUUUUAAGGAAAUUAUCUAAUUUUUUUUUUCUCAAACUUAUGAAUUGAAUAAUUUCAGUAUUUAGGUCGUCUUUCAAGUAUUAUUGUUGAAAAAAAUUGGACUUGAAAAAAAAAAUUUCUUUCUCCAAUUCUAUGAAAUAAAUUACAGUUUUAAGUCCUUCCAUUUCAUUUUCUGGUGUCUUUGAUAUUACAUUUAGGUUAAAAUUGUUAUUUUAUAAUCAUAUAAUUUUUUUCGGAUGGUCAUUUUCAAGUAUUUAUAUUUCGAAUUUCGGAUUUUUUUAUUUUUAUUUUUGAAAUCCCCCAAUUUAUAUUUUUCGAAAUGGUACGGGUUGUACAUGAAAACAUGAUCUGAAAUUUUUCAAAAAGUACCUGCAAAAAAGAAAAUUUUUGUCACAUUUUGUACCCUUGAACAUUCCUUGUCAGCCUUCAGAUCCGAGAGAAUCAUAAGAAUGGCAUUUUUUCAGAACAAAGAGUGUCCAGCGGAGUUGGCCCUAGCCGCGCAGCACGAGCUCGUCGGCGACAAUUCCAAGGCGCUUUUCCCGCUCUGCUCGAGACUCAGCGCCACUUCGAACUGUAUCCCCGUCCUCGACACCGCCAAAACUAUGGUACCGUAUUCUUAUACCUUUUCCUGGGGUCUUGACACGACAAUUUUCUUCUGGAAAAUAGAUAAAUGAGGUUUAGGAAUUUGCCUUUUUUGGUCAUUGGAAAAAAUCACACAGACCUUGUUUGCUAGUUUUCAAAAGUGAAGUUCAUAUACCGUAAUCGAUUGGGUCUCACCACGAAAGUUUUUUCGAUUUUAAGAACAUUUGAAAGCACCUGAGAAAGCCCAUCUCUCUCAUUGGGUUGGAAGUUUUUGUGAAUAAGCCGAGAGGGCUGAAAGUUAUAUAACGUAACCAAUAGGGUCUCACCACAAAAUUUUUUUUUACAGUUCUGAGAACAUUUGAAAACUACUAUAAAGGCCUACCUCUCUUAUUGGGUUUAAAAUUUCAUGGAUGAGCCAAAAGGGCUGAAAUUUAUAUACCUUAACCUGUUGGGUCUCACAAAGAAAGUUUAUCGACUUGAAAACAGCUGGUCUUUUUGCAAUAACACAAAAUUACCCGAAUGGUGUCUCUUUUAUUGGCUUUGAACUUUCAUGGAUGAGCCAAGAAGGCUGAUUUUAAAUACUGUAAUUUGUUGGGUCUCACCGCGAACGUUUUUCGAUACUAAGAACAUUUGAAAAGAACUGUGAAUGAUUUUUCAAAGCCGUUGUAAGCAGAUAAAAUCACCGAAACGGUGAUAUCACAUUCGAAUUUUUAUGUGUGUUUGGAUGAACCCAAAGGGCUGAAGUUCAUAUACCGUAACCUGCCGGGUCUCAUCACGAAAAUUUUUUUGACUUUAAAAACAUUUGAAAACAACUGUGAAGGCUUUUUCAAAGCCGUUGUAAUCACCUAAAACUUCCCAAAUAGCGACACCUCAUUCGAGUUUUUAUUCGGUCUUGAUGAGCCGAAAAGGCUCUAUAUACCGUAACCUGUCGGGUCUCACCACGAACGUUGUUUCAGACGGUGGCGCCACCGGACACGCGGAGAGGCCACCUGACCCAUUGGUGCUACGUCGACAGCGGCAAGCACUACGAGGGCAGCAUGGCGACGACCGUCAGCGGAAAGUCCUGCGUCGAUUGGGCCGAUUCCACUUCUAGGUAUCGGUUUUCUUGGUAUUGUACUUACAAGGAUACUUGAGUUCACCAAGGGAAGCUUCUGGUUUCGGUUCCUUGAAAGGUGUUUGGAAGCUUUUCAGCAAGUGGCCUUUAAAUCCUAACACCUUACAGUUACCUACUGGAGGCUUGCCGACAGGCUGCUGACAGGCUUUUUAUUUUUUAGCCUUCUUAAGACCAUUUGAAGGUUUUCCUUAGUACAGGCUCCUAUUGUAUCUGUAGCAGUAGACCUAUUUUAUAGGAGGAUAAAAGUUCAAAGAGUACUGAAAAUCUGUAGUUCCAGGUGAAGAAAAGUUCCUCUGAAACUACCUAAAAUCUUGUCUCAAGCUCAUCGUCUGAAACAUUGACUCCCCCCAUUUUUCAGAGACUUCAACGUGGACCGAUACCCGGAGCUGAAGCAUUCCAAAAACUACUGUCGGAACCCUGGAGGCAAGAAAACGCGACCAUGGUGCUACUCACAGCCGUUGGGCCAGGAGGAGUACUGCGACGUCCCUCAAUGUCCCAAAGACAUGUACCCGCAUCUGGCUGAAGCGCCGAGAGGACAUGGAAACGGCGAUACGGUGAGUUUACUGACCGGGUUCUGCUUUCACCAGGGAAUGGUCUUCGGGCGCAGUGGUACUUCUGCAUUGAACCACGUCUUCUAGAUGAAGUUUUUCACGCUGAUCCCGAAUCUGGUCUCAAAAAAAUGCCUGGGAAGUCUGUGGGAAUAGUUAUGGACCCUCAAAAGUUGGUAACAAGAAAAAUCGCCAUUAAAAGAGGAAUUUUAGAGAUGGCCCAGAACUGGGGUGAAUGAAUUUAUGAAAUCUUGGCAGAAGGUAAUUGGAGACAUCAGAAUCGGAAUCAGCAUGAAAAUGUUCCUCUAAUGGUUACACUUUCAUUUGAAAGCCCUGGAAAGCGUUUUGAAGUUUUUAUGGGUCAAAAAGCCAUUCCAAAUGCGACCCUUGUCUCUUCAAAUUUGAUAAAUACUCGGUCAAAGUCGGAAUGGUCGAUAAUGGCCGCUAAAAGGUAGCAAAAAGGUUGCAAAAAGGCUGCAAAAAGGCUGCGAAAAGGUUACAAAAAGGCUGCAAAAAGGCUGCAAAAAAGAGCCUUUUGCACCCUUUCCGACUUUGCCUAGGCUGUUGUAUUCAAUAUCAACUGAUCUUUGACCUGCUUUUUCCAGAACGGAGGUCUAUCCGAAUCGGUGACGGCCCUGUGGGACUCCCUGGCCCCUCACACCCAACUGGCCGUCGUCGGCGGCGGCGUCUUCGUCUCCCUCCUGUUCCUGCUCCUCUUCUGCUGUGCUUGCUGCUGUCGGGCCAAGAAGAAGUCGCAGAAAGCCCGCCAGACCUCCGCACAUAUCCCGCUUCACUCCUCUACCGCUCCGAGUAUCAUUAAUAGGUGCGUUUUUGGAUUACGACUAUUAACAAGGAGAAAGAGGUGAAUGAAUGGAAGCGUAGAAAUCCAGAAGCUUUUCAAUAUGGGAUAAUCGAAUAAAUCUAAUCGCUGAGAGUUUGAGACGACAUCGACAAUCCCAUAGCCUGAUCAAAAAAAAAAAAUUUGAAGGAGCAUUUACUUGUUUCGUAGUCCCGAGCCGAAGUGCCGGUGGAGAUGUACUUGGGACCAUGUACAAAGUGGUUUGAGAAACAAAUUGUGCUGCUAUGUGUUUAAAGGAGCGCGGACUCAUUUCAAAAAGGUCUUACGGCAAAAAUACGUUUCCAGAGAUGUUUAAGAUCAUGCAAGGAGCAUCGAUGAUUAAUACGAUGGAAAGAAUCACUGGAAAAAAAUUUAUAUAUUUAUCAAGCUUUCAAAGGAGCAUGGGCUGAUUUGAAAAAAAAAAAAAGGUCUUGGGACGAAGAGACGUUUUUAGGGAUUUUCCGCGCCUUUGAACGUGUUGAAUAAAGUUUUUUUUCCAAAAGAUCAACGUAUAUAAAAUUUUGUGGCGUUUUCCCUUUGAAACUCACUAGGCGUUUAAAGGAGCAUGGGCUGGUUUAGAAAAAGGUCCUGGAGCGAAGAGACGUUUUUUGGGAUUUUUUUGCGCUCUGGAAUGUGCUGAAUAGAGUUUUUUUCAAAAAACGUCAAUGUAUAUUAAAUUUUGUAGCUUUCGCUUUAAAACUUGCUAUGCGUUUAAAGGAGCAUGGACUGGUUUUUAAAAAAAAGGUUUUGGUGCGGAGAAAAGUUUUCAGGGAUUUUUAAGGUCGGGUAAGAAUCACCGAUGAUUUAUUUGAUAUUAAAAACGUUAUAAAAAUAUUUAUGAGUGUUUAAAGGAGCAUAGACUGAUUCAAAAAAGGUCUCGGAGCGAAAAGACGUAGUUGGAAAAAAUUACAUUAAAAAAGGGUUUUCUUUUGAAGGAGCAUGGUCCUAAAAGCUGAAUCGAAACCCAGAAAAUUCGACUUAAAAAAAAACAAUAAUUUAGAGAAAUAAUCAGAGGGUUUUACAUUUGGACGGCCAUUUUUUUGAACGAAUUUCACGGACAUUAUACGUUUCUAAACACUAGUUUCAGCCGAUCCACUUCUUCUUUUCGUUUUCAAUUUUGAUUGAUUGUAAAAAAAAAACAAAUCAAAAAGGAGCUGACCGGCCAAAUCAGAGGCCCAGUUCGUUGGAGCGACCUUUCUCCCGUGAUUUUUUAAAAAAAUAGUUAUAUUGACAUUUUUUUCCACUGAACUUUCCGUGGACUCUUACCAUUCCUUUGCAAUAAAAUAUGUGUGAAAACACCGAUUUUUGGUUUGAAAAACGUUUAGAAACGUGCUCUUUUUGUGUUGUUUGCAGCGUCACGGGACGCGGUGUUUGCUGCUUUUUAGUAUGUUUUUUUGACAUUUUUUUGUCUCAUAAGUCGGAAUUUUUCUGGAUUUUUUUGUAUUCGUUUAGAAGUUUUGAUGAUGAAUUCCACAAAUUCUCUUCGUUUAAAAUGAAAAUUUUUCGAUUUUUUUGAGAUGAAGGCGUCAAAAAGUAGUUGGAAACUCUACGGAAAAAUCUUUAAAAAAACUUAUUUUUUUGUCAAAUUUUAUGAUUUUACUUUUUUUAUUUUUAAAAAGUAAAUAAUUCCGUUCCUUAUUUUUCCAAGUCAUGUGCAAAAAAACUUCAAAGGGAAAAAUUAAACGAGAUUUUUUUCCAAAAAAAUAUUUUUUUCCCUCUGUUUGUCCCUCCGUUGAUUUUUUUCAGAACUACAAGUUCAAAUCCGGUUACUUUUUAUUUCACAACCACUUUUUUUGGUAGCGUAGUUUUUAUACGGCGAACAAAUGUUGUUUUUUUCCAAAUUUGAUCAAAAAGUGCGUCGAUAAUGGAAAUGUUUACACGUCGAUUUGCCACGAUUUUGAGUCAUCUUUAGUUUUUUUUUUUUCAUUUCAUUUCAUUUUUUGAUUUCGGUUCUUUUUUUCCUUUUGUGAGUUUCCUGGUUAUUUUUUGAAUUGAUUAGCAUAAGUUUUCUCAGAUAUUUUCAUACUUCUUUCAAGAAAUGCAUUAGAACUUCGCUUCUAACUUUUUUUCUCGUCAAUUUUCGAUUCCAAUAGUUUUCAUAAUCAAAAAAUAACUUUUCUGCUUCGAAAUGCCUUUUUUGCUUACUAAGAACUAAUAUUUUUGAUAAAAUUCUCCAAGUUCUUCAAAAAAAGAGAGCCAAAUAAAGAUUAAAACCCGAUUUUUAUAGCUUUUUCGUCAAUUUUUUCUUUUUUUGCAAAGUUUUUUGGAAAAAUUUCAUCCACAUGACUCUCAACGCAAAAAUCGAAUUUUGAGCUUUUUCUCUUCAAAACGAAAUGAUCCGCAAGUUCAAGGCUGAAGAAAGUGUUUGUUUCUAGGGUUUUGACGUUUUAGUGGCCACUGUAGUAGUCAAAUUAGUGCUCACUUGAGGGGUUAAAAGUUAGUGGCCACUAAAAAGGUCUAAGUGCUACUACUAAACAACUGAAAAUUUUAGUGGCCACUUUAGGGGUCAAUGGAUCAAAAUAACUGGUCCAAUCUGUUAGUUUUGAAAUUAUCAGAGUUAUUGGAAGGAAUACUGAAUGAAAAACUACUGAAGUUGCCACUAAAUAGAGAACCUCUGUAGUGGUCACUAAAACGGAAAAGAGUGGCCACUAUGGAGGUGGGUUUAGUGGCCACUUUAGUGUUCAAGUAGUCCUUGGCGAGCCUCUAGAGUGGCCACUAAAAAUUUUCCCAGUCUGGCCAGUUUUCAGGAGAAUCCCAAACAAAAAGUUAAAUGACCUACAAAAUCUCAAAACUAGAGAAAUGUAGCUCUCUGAACUAUUUUCGGUUGCUUUUUUGGUCCUUUUCCCGUUCUUCGCUCUAAAACCAAAACAAGGUUGCCAUGCGAACGGCCCCAAGACACCAAUGUUCAAGCCGUCUUCUUCUCCUUUGCAUUCCUCGCCGUCAUAUUUGUUUGAACGCGCCUCCUCCGUCUCUAUUUUUCCCCUGAUAUAAAUCCUAUGGCAGUUGAUUUGAAGCCCAAGCCAUGUUCAACCCGUUUUUGACCUGUGGCUUCCAAAAUACUGUCAACGAUGCCUAUGUGAUCCCGAUCUGUGCCCCGAGCAAGGGCCAAGACGACGAUGAUCAGGCCGUUUUCUGGACCGGCAGGUUCGAUAAUCGCGACAAGGAGAAGUUGGUUUUUCAGUUUUUAUUGAUGACCUCAAAUAACCCUGAAAAUGGCUUUUCGUCUCGAGACCUUUAUUAGAUUCAGCUGUGCUCCUUUAAAAUAUUAUAAAUGGAAUUUUUGAAUGGACUUUAUGAGGGAAUACAUUUUAGGUUUUGGAUGGCUUUGGCGACUUAAAUGGCCUUGAAAUUGGCUUUUCGCUUCGAGACCCUUUAUGAGCUCGGCUAUGCUCCUUUAAACAAUGAAGCUUGUUUUCGAACGGACUUUUUAAAAAAAAGUUUACUAGGUUUUGUAGGGAUUUUUCGACAGGAAUAGCUACCUCAAAUAACCCUAAAAAAAUGGCUUUUCGCUACGAGACCUUUAUUAGAGUUAACUAUGCUCCUUUAAAAUAUCAAAUGAGAUUUUUUUGAAUAGACUGUAUGAGGGAACAUUUUAGGUUUUGGAUGACUUUGACGCCUUGAAUGGGCCUGAAAAUUGGCUUUUUCGCCUCGAGACCUUUAUGAGAACCAGUUAUGCUCCUAUAAACACCAAGCCUUGAUUUUGAAUAGACUUUUUAAAAAAUUUUUCUAAGAAGUUUUUUUUUGCUUAUUUUUUUUUGAAAAUAUUUCCAUUUUUCCAAGCAGUUUCAACUUUCAAAUAAAACUUAUUGAAAAAAAUUGGAAUUUUUUUGGAAAAUAUGAAGAAAAAGUUCUGAUCAAAGUUGGUUUUUUUCACAGUUUUCCUUGAAGAAAUCAAUGAUUAUCUUCCUUUUUCUCGUCGCCAUUGAACUUUUUAAGUGAUAAGUGAUCAGUGAUCAUAGUUUCUAUAAAAGACAAGCUUUUUCUCCGUUUUUCCAAAGUUUCAGCUUGUAUCUUUGACGUGGCCUUGUUUAUUUGAAUAAGAAAGGUGUUGACUUUACUGGGGACUGUUUUAUAGGUAUGUUUAUUCGGUUCUUGAGCCGAUUGGGCUGCUCUUGGGGUUAGUGGAUCGGAAAUCAUGUUUUGAGCGGGUUUAUGAUUGGGAAAUUGAUUGGUUGGGGUUUUUUUCAGUGAGUAGAAAGGUCAAUAAAAGGCUUAGUGAUGGAAAUAGAAUAGUAAGGUUGGAUUGGAGGUAGUUUUUUUCCAAAAAAAUUUUCACAGGGAGGGACUUGGUUCAAGCUGAUUUUUUUAACUUUUUUUAAAAAUAUUUCUCUUGAAACAACUUUUUUUCGAAUUAAGACUAUAUGGACUAAAGUUCUUUGGAAUCAGUCUGUCUAAGAAAAUAUGAAAUUACAUUUUUGGACAAAAAAAAUGGCUUAAUCUGGCUUUUGAACGAUGGGAAAAUUCAUAGAAAAUCAAAAAAAAGGGGGAUUUGGUAUGAAUUUGCAGGUUUUGGGGAGUUUGAAUAGUAAGAAACCUCAGGGAGCUUGAAAAUUAUCACAGAAAGAGUCAUUAUUUCCGAGAAUUAAGAUUAAAAUGAGCAAAAGACGUAAAAAUUGAAGCUUUGAGGAUCCUCAACUGAUUAGAAAAGCGUUUUGAGAAAAAUCCCGGAUCUUUCUCUUUUUCGAAGACUCCAGAGGGGUCCCUAUAGGGGCCGUACCCCUUUAGAUUCCACUAAAGCUUGAAAAACUGGUCCCUAUAGGGAUCAUGAUACUCGAUAAUAGUUAUGGAAUCUAAGCGAAGAAGCCUUUCUAUGCGAAAAACUGAAUAAAUAAGCGUUUUGAAUGAAAUUGAGAGACCCCUAUAGGGUCCACUUUAGAUUCAGAGGCUAAGGGAUCAGACCCGAAACCCCUAUAGGGACCACCUUGAUUUUAACCCUAUAUGGACUGCUCUGUCAUUCCUAAGUUUUACUGAUCAUCUGUUAUCAAGACUCCAUUUUCAGUGCCGCCAACUCUGCCUACUACCGCAAGCUGAAUGGAACAUCGACCCCGAUCAUGUCAACCCGAGGCCCGGGCGGCGUGGAGAUGUCCUCCCUGCUCCAGCCCGGCAGCAUAAACCACCUCGGACCUCCGCCCUACGCCGACCAUUCCGCGUUCCCGAUGCGCAACGCCGAACCGCCCAUCGCCGACGAACAUCCCUACCACGUCCUGGAGAUCUCUCCGUCGCAGCUCAGUGUCAGAGAACUCAUCGGCGAGGGACAAUUCGGCAUGGUCCAUUCGGGUGUCUGGACCGGAGGGUUGGUCAGCAGAGAGCCCCUGACCGUGGCCAUCAAGACUUGCCGAGCCGACGCGACCAACGCCGAAAGGGUCAGCCUGGAACAGGAAAUCAGGACUGUCGCUUCGUUCGACCAUCCCCAUGUGAUCCGACUCCUCGGCGUCAGCUACAUCGAAGGGAAUCUCACCGCCGUCUUCGAAUACAUGGUCCAUGGAGAUCUGCACGAUUUGCUGAGGCUGAGAGCCCCGGCGAAUGGAGACAACGACCUGGAACGCAUCUCGGCCGACAAUGAGGACUUCUUGAGGAUCGCUACUCAGGUUCGUUUUCAUUACGAAGCUCUCGUUUUUACGCGCUAUUCUCAUGCUUCACUAGUAGAUGAAAACGAGCGACAUCGCAAAAGUGUUGCAUUGUAGCCGUGCCGGUCUGGCGUUUUUCUUGCCGCGAUAUCGCAUUUUGAAGAUUUUCAAAUCUUGUUGGCGAUAUCGCGAAAGUGCUGCAUUGUUUCCUCGCCGGUCUUGCGUUUUCCUUGACGCGAUAUCGCGUUUUGAAGAUUUUUCAAGUUUUUGAGAAGCGGAAGAAGGCAAAAAAGCAGCAUAUUUGCGAGAUUUUUGAUAUAUCGCGAGAGAUAUCGCUUUUCUCCUGCGCCGGUCUAGGCGGUUAUCUUUAGUGUAACUUCACCGCUGAGAGAAAAAAUAGGGUAAUUAUUCAGUUUUUCAUUUUCAGAUCGCCUACGGAAUGGAGUAUCUCGCAUCGAUGUCCUACGUUCAUCGGGACCUGGCGACCAGAAAUUGCCUCGUUGGCGAUAAUCGAAUCAUCAAGAUUGCCGAUUUUGGACUGAUGCGUGCCUGCUACGAUAAUGAUUAUUAUAAGGUAACUUUUUACCAGUAUCCUUUUUUUUAACUCCCAAUUUUUUGAUAAUCAUUUGAAUCAAUUCCAGAUGCUUCACCGAUCGUGGAUGCCGGUCCGUUGGAUGUCGAAAGAAGCUCUCGAGCAGGGCCGCUUCAGCGAAGCCUCCGACGUCUGGGCCUUCGGCGUGACCCUCUGGGAAGUUUGGAGCUACGGUCGGCAGCCCUACGAGUGCGCUUCGAACCAACAAGUCAUCGAGCUGAUCGCCAAUCGGCAUCUCCUCGAAUGUCCCCACAACUGCCCGCCGAAUAUCUAUAGGUGAAUUUUGUCGAAAAUGUCGUUGGCUUUGUUGGUCUGAUAUCUCUUCUCUCUACAGAACGAGAAGCUUCUGCGCCCUAUGGGUUUUUUUUUCGAAAAAUUGAAAAAUGGCAAAAAUUUUAAACCUUGAGGGGACUCGAACCAGCAACCCUUUGCACCUCAGAGAUAAUUGCUAGCCACUAAGCCAUUAGGAACUCCACAAAAAACGUCCAGGAUAUCCAAAAAAAAGAAAGGAAUUUUUGCAAUUUAGAUUUUUCUCAUUAUCUUGUUAGCCAGAGAGUCAAGACGCUGACAAAAUGCCCAUUUUUUCAAUAAGUUGGAAAAUGGCAAAAAUUUUACCCUUGAGUGGAGUCGAACCAGCAACCCUUUGCACCUCAGAAAGAAGCCUUAACCGCUGAGCUACGACCUUUUUUUAACUAAAAGUCUUUACAGUUUGAUGGUCGAGUGCUGGCACGAGAACGUGGAUCGACGGCCGACCUUCUCCGAAAUGCACAGUCGGCUCCAGUCGUGGGUCCUCGCAAGCCCCGCCCACUCUCUGAUGCAGAAUCGCGCCGGAUCUCACAGCGGUUUGUUUUUCUAUUAUUUUCUAUUUUUUGAGUUCUAACCAACAAAAAAAGAAUAGAAAAGCUAUGAGUUUGAAGGGACAAGGCGUAGUUACGAAAAAUUCCCUUCGAGACCCAAAAAAGUCUUAGCGUAAUAAUUGAUUACUGUUACAAAAGCUUUUUAAGUUAAUUUGGCUCAGCUGUGAGGCUAUUACCGCUAACGAAUGUACACUAUGGGCGCACAUUUAAAGGCGCAUAUACAAGAAAACGAAAGAUGUUUUGAAGCGCAUUUUUUUUCUCUCAUGCGCCUUUAAAUAUUGAGAGUUCCUAGUUGUUUCGAUUCUUUUCCGCUUUUUUCAAUCUUUCUUGAAACAAUCGAUUUCAGGCUCAUCUGGAGCGGGUCGUCCCAACCAACAGAAGCCUUCCUUGCCGCCGACACGCAACGCGGGCUACCAGGCGUCGCGGCCGCCGCGACGCGGUGAAGACGCGUCGCCUUUGAUGCGUCGCGACGCGAAUUAUGACUACAGCGAGGACGGCGACUCGGAUUGA